CACGACAACUAUCAACGGAACACUCCACAUAGUACCAGAUGGCAUCUCCAUCGUCGGAGCACGCAAACUCGCCAAUGGGGGUGUAAUUUACACCCUCAACUCAGACGAGGCGGCAGCCUGGCUGCGAGAACCUGCAGCCUUAGAAAACAUGGCAAAAGCAGCGGGCGAAGGAACUAACAUCAGCCUGCAGCUGAACAGCGUAAUUGUCCCAUUUGCGCCCACGACAAUCGACAUCGAGAAUGAGGACACAUGGCGCAACAUCGAGACCAGCAGCGAACUCGAUACAGGGACAAUACGCAGCAUACGAUUCCUCAAACCGGCAGAACACCACCAACAAGGCCAACGAGAGGCGCACCUGGUAGUAGGCUUUGACUCACGGGAACAAGCAAAUAAAGCGAUACGAGAAGGUAUAAUCAUUGAGGGUAAAGAGCUCCAGGCAAAGAAGGAGUUGCCGGAUGCAUCCAGGUGCGUCAAAUGUUCAAUAUUACCUCGUGACCACGAUGCAAAGACAUGCCCAAAUACUACGAAAUGUGGACGAUGUGCAGGUGGUCAUGCGACGAGAGACUGUACAGUCACGGAUCGCAAAAAAUUCCAUUGCGUGAACUGUAAAGUCACAGGCCAUGGAGCCGUUGACCGUAACUCUUGUCCCUCCUUUCUUAGAGCUACAGAUGUUAUACGCAGCCGCCAUCCCGAGUCAAAAUAUAAAUAUUUCGUUACUGAGGACCCUGCUACGUGG
Messenger RNA from Desarmillaria tabescens, 736 nucleotides. RefSeq lists its product as uncharacterized. The transcript has a single exon. The record is from RefSeq and is a predicted model, not a curated record. Lineage: Eukaryota; Fungi; Basidiomycota; Agaricomycetes; Agaricales; Physalacriaceae. The annotation marks the transcript as partial.